AUGAAGAGAUUUGAUUUGUUUUAUGAGUUUUCUAAUUAAUAAUUGGGAUAAGGAGUCUUUGGUUAGGUCUAUUUGGCCAAAAAGAAAACCACUUAAGAAUAAGUGGCAGUCAAAGUACCGCAAUUAAGCUAUCGUAGAUUUUACCAAAAAACAAUUAAUUGACCAUUAGUGAAAUUGAAAUACUUAACGAACUAGCCAAGCAUUCACAUCCUGCCAUUGUUAGAAUAAUUGAUGUGUAUGAUUAGGGAACUCAAGUAUAGGUAGUUUAAGAAUUCUGCAAUAGUGGCACUUUAUUUGAUUUUAUGAAAAAGAAACCCCAAUAUAUGGGAGAGGAGCAUUGCGUUGAGAUCUUAGAACAAGUUGCUCAAGGCCUUGAUUAUUUACAUAAGAUCAACAUUGUUCAUCGAGAUAUUAAACCAGAAAAUAUAUUAAGAACCACAUUUAAUGGCUAGAUCUAUUAUAAGAUCUCGGAUUUUGGAUUAGGCAGUAUUGGAGAUAUGAAAUUAGCUUCCAAAUUUGGAACUGCUUAUUAUGUUGCUCCUGAAAUCAUUGAUGGAAGAGCUGAACUAUAUGGAUAUGAUAAAUCAGUAGACAUCUGGGCUUUGGGAUUAAUGUUCGACGAAUUACUGCAUGGCACUCCUUUCUAUGAUGGACUUACAGAAGAUGAAGUCUUUAUCAAAAUUAGAAACGAACCCUAUUAUCCAAAAAAACUAGAAUAUUCAGGCAGUCGUUUACUCCCAAGAAAGCAAAUCAUUGCAAAUAUUCUUAUGGGCAUGAUUAAUAAAGAACCACUUCAAAGGAAGUCCCUACUUUGGACUCUAGAUUAAAUACGGCAAUAUAGCCUUGGUUAUUAUUUAAUCCAUUAUAAAAAUAAAGUGUUGUCAAUAGUUCACUUUCUCUCCUCAAUUAAGCUACAUUCUCUCAAACUCCUAUUUCUCCACUUUUGAUUAAUGAUUUAGAUGUAAUUCAAGACAGGAAGUCCAUUUAUCAACAAAAAUGUACCUUGCACAAUCAACCAGCUAUUUAUAGGAUGCCAAUUAAAGAGUAAGAUGAAGACAUUUCAAGAAUAGUUCCUGCUUGUUCUAAAUGUUUAAGAAGUAUAGGGGUUUACGAAUUGGAUACUUUAUAAAAGAAAGUUGAUGAAGCAUUGCGAACACUCACGAUGGAGAAUUUUGAUCAAUUCUUUAGUUAAAAUUACAUAAAAUAGGAGUUACAAGAAAUGAGAGCAGAGUAUUUCUUAAAUUAUUCUUAUUUUUCCAUUAGGGAUGAUCAAUUACAAUCUAAAUUUGAUGCCAUCCUUAUGGAUUAAUAGAAAAAGGCAAAAGUUGAAUACAACUCCAAGAUUAAAUAAUUAAUGAAUUUUAGAGAUAAAAAUUAUACAUCUGAAGAAUAAUGGUUGAUUUAUGUUGCAGAGAAGCUAACAGACUCUUCUGAAAAUGAGUUUGUAUUAUACAUUAAAGAAGAUCUAGCUUAAUUUAGUGAACAUGGAGUUGAAGAUUGUCUCUAAUUGAUCAAAAGUCAUCUAUAAGAGGCAUCAGAUUAAUUAAGUUCUUUGAUUUGAGAUAGUUAAACNUUAGUGAAAUUGAAAUACUUAACGAACUAGCCAAGCAUUCACAUCCUGCCAUUGUUAGAAUAAUUGAUGUGUAUGAUUAGGGAACUCAAGUAUAGGUAGUUUAAGAAUUCUGCAAUAGUGGCACUUUAUUUGAUUUUAUGAAAAAGAAACCCCAAUAUAUGGGAGAGGAGCAUUGCGUUGAGAUCUUAGAACAAGUUGCUCAAGGCCUUGAUUAUUUACAUAAGAUCAACAUUGUUCAUCGAGAUAUUAAACCAGAAAAUAUAUUAAGAACCACAUUUAAUGGCUAGAUCUAUUAUAAGAUCUCGGAUUUUGGAUUAGGCAGUAUUGGAGAUAUGAAAUUAGCUUCCAAAUUUGGAACUGCUUAUUAUGUUGCUCCUGAAAUCAUUGAUGGAAGAGCUGAACUAUAUGGAUAUGAUAAAUCAGUAGACAUCUGGGCUUUGGGAUUAAUGUUCGACGAAUUACUGCAUGGCACUCCUUUCUAUGAUGGACUUACAGAAGAUGAAGUCUUUAUCAAAAUUAGAAACGAACCCUAUUAUCCAAAAAAACUAGAAUAUUCAGGCAGUCGUUUACUCCCAAGAAAGCAAAUCAUUGCAAAUAUUCUUAUGGGCAUGAUUAAUAAAGAACCACUUCAAAGGAAGUCCCUACUUUGGACUCUAGAUUAAAUACGGCAAUAUAGCCUUGGUUAUUAUUUAAUCCAUUAUAAAAAUAAAGUGUUGUCAAUAGUUCACUUUCUCUCCUCAAUUAAGCUACAUUCUCUCAAACUCCUAUUUCUCCACUUUUGAUUAAUGAUUUAGAUGUAAUUCAAGACAGGAAGUCCAUUUAUCAACAAAAAUGUACCUUGCACAAUCAACCAGCUAUUUAUAGGAUGCCAAUUAAAGAGUAAGAUGAAGACAUUUCAAGAAUAGUUCCUGCUUGUUCUAAAUGUUUAAGAAGUAUAGGGGUUUACGAAUUGGAUACUUUAUAAAAGAAAGUUGAUGAAGCAUUGCGAACACUCACGAUGGAGAAUUUUGAUCAAUUCUUUAGUUAAAAUUACAUAAAAUAGGAGUUACAAGAAAUGAGAGCAGAGUAUUUCUUAAAUUAUUCUUAUUUUUCCAUUAGGGAUGAUCAAUUACAAUCUAAAUUUGAUGCCAUCCUUAUGGAUUAAUAGAAAAAGGCAAAAGUUGAAUACAACUCCAAGAUUAAAUAAUUAAUGAAUUUUAGAGAUAAAAAUUAUACAUCUGAAGAAUAAUGGUUGAUUUAUGUUGCAGAGAAGCUAACAGACUCUUCUGAAAAUGAGUUUGUAUUAUACAUUAAAGAAGAUCUAGCUUAAUUUAGUGAACAUGGAGUUGAAGAUUGUCUCUAAUUGAUCAAAAGUCAUCUAUAAGAGGCAUCAGAUUAAUUAAGUUCUUUGAUUUGA
Molecule: messenger RNA, 2969 nt
Organism: Paramecium octaurelia
Lineage: Eukaryota; Ciliophora; Oligohymenophorea; Peniculida; Parameciidae
Source: the annotation of a GenBank genome assembly